This is a messenger RNA of Theileria parva strain Muguga, 802 nucleotides long. RefSeq names its product Glutaredoxin family protein (gene GLRX3). The record is from RefSeq and is a predicted model, not a curated record. The transcript is spliced from 4 exons. NCBI's taxonomy places the organism in Eukaryota, Apicomplexa, Aconoidasida, Piroplasmida, Theileriidae. Bases 86 to 712 code for a protein of 208 amino acids.
CACAUAAAACAGUAAGCCCAGAUUCUUGACACUAUAGAGUAAAAUUUUAGAAAUUUUCGAAAACAAUAUUUUUUUAUCGGUAAAAAUGAAUUUAAGUAGUAAGGAAGAAGUUGAAAAUUUAGUUAAAUCAAUCACCGGAAAAAUAGUUUUGCUGGUUUUGGAAGAUGAUGAACCUUCCAGUAAGCAUUUAAUGGACGUUGCCGAAAAUUUGGCAAAGGAUUUUAGUGACGUUACGUUUAAAUGUGUUAGUCCUGAGCUACUUGGAAAUUUAUACGAUGUAAAAUGCCUUCCAACAGUUUUAUUUUUCGAGAAUUCCUCGUUGGUGAACUCCCUCGAGGGUUGUGUCACUUCAGUUCUGGUCAAUUUUGUCAGAGGCUGGGCUUUUAAGACCCGGGAAACCACUUUGGAUAAGAUUAAACGAUUGUUGCGAGAACAUCCUGUAUUGUUGUUUAUGAAGGGUGAUAAGGCUGAGCCCUUCUGUCGUUUCAGUAGAGCAGUGGUGAACAUGUUAAACAGCUCAGGAGUUAGGUUUGAGGGUUAUAAUAUCUUCGAUGAUCCUAACUUAAGGGAAGAGCUGAAAACAUACUCGAACUGGCCUACAUAUCCCCAACUCUAUGUUAAUGGAAAUCUGAUUGGUGGUCAUGAUAUCAUUAAGGAACUCUAUGAAACUAAUACUUUAAGAAAGGAGUUUCCUCCUGAAUAUCUGACAUAAUCACACCCUUAUUAUAUAUACUAUGUAUCAUAUGAUAUGAUAUAUAAUGUUGUAAAGUAUAGUAUCUAUUAAUAAUAGUAAAGUAUAUUA